This is a messenger RNA of Paraglomus occultum, 1359 nucleotides long. NCBI's taxonomy places the organism in Eukaryota, Fungi, Glomeromycota, Glomeromycetes, Paraglomerales, Paraglomeraceae. The record is from the annotation of a GenBank genome assembly.
AUGUCGCCAUCAAUACGACGAACAACCUGGAUAAUACUCUUCCUGUCGGCAUUCGCUCUGUACUUAGUAACUACAUCGUAUUUAAGCCAGUCCCUGAUUCAGCCUAACGAAAAUAAUAGCGAGUUUGUUGACGACGAAUUCUUUGAGGAAUACGAAGAGAAUGAGGACGAAGUGCGUUACCUCACUUAUCUACCUCACAGUGGUUUCCAUAACCAACGCAUAGCACUUGAAAAUGCUUUGUUCCUCGCCUGGGCAACAAACAGAACUCUUAUAAUGCCACCGAUUGUACUAGGUAGCAGGAUACCGUAUCAGCCCUUUCCCCGUCUAUUCAAACUUUUGGCUUCACUCAAUCCAAAGCAAAAGCAGGCAUUACCAGACUGUUCUGAUUUAGUAGGCGCACAUCUUGCAUCUUGUUUGAAGACCUACAGGAAAUUAUUUUUUACUUUCUUACAAUGGGACGAAUUAAUGGACUUGAGUGCAGCAAGGGAUAAAGUACGUAUCAUCAACAGAUACGACUUUAACAUAUCAAAUCUUUAUAAAACGCUGAAUUUCACUGAGGAAGAUGUCUACGUGCUCGAAGACCAAGUCCUCUACAGUUUUCAGAUUUACGACAAUCCUAAUAGCAGUAUACGCUCAGACAAAUUCAAAGAUCGAGUCUCAUUAAACAGUAUAAGGAAGCGCCAGGAGAAGCUUUUGCACUUUUCUAGUCUAUUUAGUUCAUCUCGAAUUGUAGCUGAAAUGCCCGAGAACCGUGAAAUCCUUGACUUUAUACGACGAAACAUGGUUAUAUCGCAUCCAGUGUUGACCAAGGUUGUGGAUAAGAUAGUAGAAGAGUUGGGAGGUCAGGGUAGUUAUGUUGGUGUUCAUAUUAGAGUCGGUGACGGAUUUUUUAAGAAACAAUUGGCCAAUACCGUUGCGACUAUGACUGACAAACUGUUGCGUGAGUAUGGGCCGGCGUCAUCAUCAGCCGAGAUAUCUGACUCUGUUCAGACGGUGUCUAAAGAGCGAGGAUUUAAAGAAAGCGGCAGCCUGUCAUCAUGUUCUUCACAAAACAGCAACUAUCCGGUCCUUUACUUGGCCACUGAUUCUGCUCAAGCCGAAGAAGACCUUGCAGGAAUACUUUCAGCGUUUCCGUGUGUCUUUAUGUUAUCGGACUUUAACUCAUAUCUUGAUGAGGUCAAACAAAUUGUUAAUCCAAUCGAUCAUGUUAAUUUGCAAGAAUUUUUUGUUCCGUUAAUAGAUUUAAUGGUGGUUGCUAAGGGAGGGAGAUUCAUAGGAACACAUAGAAGCACAUUCUCUAAUUAUGCUAGCCGUUUACAUGAAGUGUGGGUUGGCGAUGAUACGGAUGGUUUUAGUUAA